AAGAUUUGUUUAUGCACCCUAUGCAUCUAACUAUAAAAUGAUAUAUAAUGCUGGCAACAGAGAGAUCACGUGUAUUAAGAGUGAUUUGGUAUGGUUUACGUUCAAUGGGUACAAUUUUUGGUGUCGCUUUUGCUACCAGUACUAAAAGACGGUCCAAAAAACGGGUUGUAUAACUGUUGUCGAGCAAACGGUCAGCAUGUACCUUAUCGGUGUCGAAUGUCGGUCUACGUAUAUAAUGGAUGUACCAAUGCAAUUCAUUCCCCUGUCUGUUUAGUCGUGUUUUCCGUACUUUUAUGCGAAGCAAUCAACAACACAGAAUCAUUCUUCAUAUUAUGUUUUCCACUGAUCCUAUUACUGUAUUUGCCACGAAUAUGUGCAUCUCGAGGAUUUAUCUGGAAGAGGCCCUUCCUUCCCUUAUUUUUUUCUUAUCAAAAAUGAGCCACCAUCAUUGAUUGCUGGUCAUACGAGGUAUAAAGAAAAAAUAACAGAGGUGGUACUGUUCAAAGUUAUUACAGUACAAAAGUCACAGUACUAUAGUAUUAAGAAGGAACAUCAACAAAAAUUACAUGAA
This is a messenger RNA of Zychaea mexicana, 571 nucleotides long. RefSeq lists its product as uncharacterized. The record is from RefSeq and is a predicted model, not a curated record. The coding region runs from base 91 to 438 and encodes 115 amino acids. The transcript is spliced from 2 exons. NCBI's taxonomy places the organism in Eukaryota, Fungi, Mucoromycota, Mucoromycetes, Mucorales, Lichtheimiaceae.